AUGCCACAGAGGGAGGCCAGAGGGGUACCAGCAAUGCCAGGAUUGGGGCAUAGCCGGGUUAAGGCCAAAGCACGGUUGCUGCCAGGCACCAACAGGAAGAGGAGCCGCCUUAGCAGGACAAGGCAGGACCUGUGGGAAGAGCCCAGCUGGAGUGACCAAAGAUGGUGCAGAUCUUCCCCUACCCCUCGAGGGGCCAGAGCUAGAAGCCCGGCUCGUGGCAGGAGUGAGGCCAGCCCUGAGAAUGCAGCACGGGAGCGGAGCCGAGUAAGGACGCUGCGCCAGGCCUUCCUGGCCCUGCAGGCUGCUCUGCCUGCCGUGCCGCCUGACACCAAGCUCUCCAAGUUGGAUGUGCUGGUGCUGGCCACCAGCUACAUUGCUCAUCUCACCCGCACUCUUGGCCAUGAGCUGCCCAGCCCUGCCUGGCCACCCUUCCUGCGUGGACUCCGCCACUUGCACCCUCUCAAGAAGUGGCCCAUGCGAUCUCGUCUCUAUGCUGGAGGUCUGGGAUGCCCUGGCCUCGACUUCACCACAGCCAUUGCCUCCUGCCAAAGAAUGAGGGAUGAAGAGAUGGGGUCUCAAGUCUCUGGAGAGGCAGAUGUUCUUCUUCUUACCAGGCCACCCUCACCAGCUCUUGGUGACAAAUGACUACUAUCACACUCAUCCUGUUCUCCUAGACCAUGCUUAGGAACCUGAGUUUUCUACCAGCGCCUACCCAUCUUCUCUCUAACUCUCAGCCAUUGGAUUUGACUCUGGCUCAAYUUCCAAGGUCUAGUCUGCAGACUAAGUGAAGCAGCAGUGGAGAGUUCCCAGGGAGCACAGAAUAGAGAGCCUCACCCUUGGCUCUUCUGUGGCAGCUACAAGGACGUGGGCGAAGAAUGGGUUUGACUUGGUUCAAAGUCAAGUGAGGCACCACCCYUCCUUUCUCUCCCCUAAGGCUCCUACAAAUCCUCUGCACACAGGUAGAAGACAAAAAUCAUGGCGCAGGUGCAGAAGGAGGGGCCAAGAUGGCAGCUGCCACAGGUGCUGAUGGGAAAGCCAGGGGGCUUCAUAGGUUCUUGGUAGCUUUAAGUGUGAAAAGACCUAGGCCCGUGUCACAUAGCCAGAGGGAAAACAGAAGAAAGAAAUAUGCUUUUUUAUAUGGCACUGUGAGAUGAUUACCCAACGUCAAAGAGGCAGUGAGGAAUUUAGGAUUCUUGUCUCUGGAUGCUGUGUCUCUCCAGCUGCCCCUCAUCACUACAUUUUCUCCCUCUCUGGGUUUUGCAUCCUUCCACUGUUUCUGUUUUGACAAGAGUUAUAUCUACAGGUUAAGACAUAAAGCUUACAUUGCUUACGUUCCAGUUUCUGGAGAAAGUUUUAGAUAGUCCCAGCUGUUUAGUUUGAGAAGAUCUUACCCCAGAGGCAACUCUGUCUUAACGGAACCAGGYAACCAUUCAAGGCCCUGCCUAUGCAGGAUGCUGAUAUGCCCAUUUAAAUCCUCAAAGGACCUUAAAAAAAGAAUGUGUAUCAACCCCCUUUCCAGGGGUSGAUCCUUACAGUCUCCUCUUUCCAUUAUGUCAGAAACCUUACCUCAAAGGAAAACAAGACAGGUCCAGGGUCAGCGGGUUCCCAGUGCUGUUAUUGUCUGAGGUUUCAUUGACUCUGGAGUUAUUUCUACAAUCAGUCUGUAAAUUAGCUCCCUAGGCCAGAUUCUCUCACAGCCAUCAUCCCACCAGGCUGUCCCUAAGUCCUWCCUUGAGAUGCCAGAAAUGUGAUAGCUCUGUAAUAGAAUUCAUCACUGGUCCCGAAGAAAUAAUUUGAAGACUAAUCACAGAGUCUACAUACAGAGAUGAACUUUCUAGGUCAGAAGAAGCUUCAAAGCCAGCACCUGAAGUGCAAGCAGGGAAGGAACCAACUUUUUGAUAAAGUUCAGCAUGUAGGCAGACUUAAGUCCCAACAGGGUAUGGUUAGUCGCAAGCCAUCACUGUCCUCAUGAGUGUAAAGGUCUGGGGCGGCUGGGAAGAACUGGGGUCGGUCCUCCACAGAGCUGGCUGGGAGCAGGGAAUAGUGGGCAGGAGUGACUCAGCAAGCUGGGGUGGAGGUAGGAAAGGAGACACAGUACGUCCCAGCCUGAACCACAUGGGAUGUGGGAGCAGCUGGACUGUGGCGGGGAGCCAUGGGAGGAGGCCUCAGCCAAGGCUGAACACAUAAAUCUGCCUGGAACCCUGUCUCUGCUGAGAAUCCUGCAGAGCUUGUGCAGAGCUGCUUCUGGGCAGCUAGACGGGGCCAGGCAGGGCAGAGACCAGGUGUGGGAGGGCGAGAGCAGUGUUCUUCACAAGACCAUAAAAGUCCAGCUUGAGUGUUCUAUUUUUAAAGCUGAAUAGCAGCAUCUCCCUGGUUGAGUUGGAGGGGGUAAGAAAGGUCUCCAAUGAAUUUCCUCCUGAAGAGUGGCACACAGUCUCUUUCUGGGCAUGAAGGAACUGGUUUUGGAGUUUUAUUCUGGGGUUCCCUGAGACCCUGGAACUUCUAAUAACUGAGUAGACUUUGAUCUGGAGUUUUCCCUGCCCCCACCUGGCUCGGACUCAAGCCUUUGCCUCAUAUCAUCAGACUCUGGGUGACCAUGUCACCCUGGUAUAGAAGACAAAGAGGGCAAAGGGAUGAACCUGGUGAGUCUGAAGAAGGGCAGGUUCCAUCAGGACAGUUUCUAAGGCUGUCUCAAGCCCUUUCUAGGCAAAGUUGUUUUCCUUAGUGCCCAGGACAAUCCUUUGUGGUCUGGGGGUCAUCUUCCUCAGCUGGACAUCCAACACAGUCAGGCCAGGGAGCCAAAGGAAUGCUCAGAGGAUGACCGUCCUUGCCCUCCUUGAUGAGAUGAUGCUGGCCUUGAGGAAUAUCAGGUUGCAGACCAGAAUCCAUGAACCACCCAGAACCAGGUGUAGCCCCUUUGCCUCUGCAGCAGAGCAGGUGGUGUUUAUUCUAGAAGCUAGGGAGCAUGGGUGAAUGAAGUGCUGGAGGCAGCAGAGGCAGCUGAGAUCCAGGUCCAGAAGAUUUUGUUCCCUAACAGCAAAGGUAUGCAGGAAAGAAGCUGCUAUGUUCUAAUAAAACCCACUUGUUCAAGUAUUAUUUAUGGCUGCCUUCCUGAUACCAAAGCAGAGCUGACUAACCCAGACAGACUGAGAAGCCUAAAAUAUUUACUCUCUGGCCCUUACAGAAACAGACUGCUGACCUCUGCUCUAUCAGGUAUCAAAGGUAUCAGGGGUAUUCAAAAUCUGUUCUGGAAACCUUGGGGGGCCAAAUAUA
Urocitellus parryii (Arctic ground squirrel) is the source of this 3273-nucleotide messenger RNA. It is a transcript of the gene Tcf23, whose product is annotated as transcription factor 23. Gene Ontology annotation, molecular function: protein dimerization activity; DNA-binding transcription factor activity, RNA polymerase II-specific; RNA polymerase II transcription regulatory region sequence-specific DNA binding. NCBI's taxonomy places the organism in Eukaryota, Metazoa, Chordata, Mammalia, Rodentia, Sciuridae. The record is from RefSeq and is a predicted model, not a curated record. Gene Ontology annotation, biological process: regulation of transcription by RNA polymerase II; developmental process.